Messenger RNA from Suhomyces tanzawaensis NRRL Y-17324, 942 nucleotides. Its product is annotated as aldo/keto reductase. Gene Ontology annotation, cellular component: cytosol. The transcript is spliced from 2 exons. The record is from RefSeq and is a predicted model, not a curated record. The coding region runs from base 1 to 927 and encodes 308 amino acids. Gene Ontology annotation, molecular function: aldose reductase (NADPH) activity. Lineage: Eukaryota; Fungi; Ascomycota; Pichiomycetes; Serinales; Debaryomycetaceae.
AUGUCUGCCCACAAAUCUUCCACCACCUUCAAGCUCUCCACCGGAGCCUCCAUUCCUGCCGUCGGAUUGGGGACCUGGCAAUCGUCUCAAAGCGAAGUCUACGAUGCCGUUCUUGCGGCCCUCAAGACUGGCUACAGACACAUCGACACUGCCUAUGCCUACUUAAACGAAGAGGCCGUUGGCAAAGCCAUCAAGGACUCCGGAAUCCCAAGAGAAGAGAUCUUUGUUACCACCAAGUUGGCUUCGAUCCAGCAGCUCGACCCAGUCAGCGCAUUGAACGACUCGUUGAAGCGUUUGGACUUGGACUACGUGGACUUGUACUUGAUCCAUUGGCCUGUCGCCUUGAAUCCCAACAACAAGAGCCAUCCAUUGAUCCCAACAUUGCCCAAUGGGGACCGUGAUGUGCUUCAUGACUUCGACUUUAUCGAUUCGUACAAGGUUUUGCAAGAAUUGGCCCAACAAGGCAAGACCAAGGCCAUUGGUGUCUCCAACUUCUCCAUCAAGAACUUGACCAGAUUGCUCGAGCAUCCCUCGACCAAGAUUAAGCCUGUGGUAAACCAGGUCGAGCUUCACCCUUACUUGCCCCAAAACGAGUUACUUGAGUUCACCAAGAAGCACGACAUCCUCUUGGAAGCGUACUCUCCUUUGGGGUCCACCAACUCUCCCCUUUUGACUGAUGAAACUAUCGUCAAGAUUGCAGAGAACCAUAACGUUUCACCAGCCACUAUCUUGAUCAGUUGGGCAGUCUGGAGAGGCACGGUUGUGUUGCCAAAGUCUGUGACUCCCUCGAGAAUUGAGAGCAACUUCCUCAUCGUCGACUUGACCAGUGAGGAAGGAAAGCAAUUGGACAACAUCCACAAGGAAAAGGGAAUCAAGAGAUUAAUCAAUCCUAGCUGGAAUAAUAUUGAUGUUUUCGCAGAAGAUUAGAUGUGCAAUCCUGGC